This is a messenger RNA of Alnus glutinosa, 1138 nucleotides long. RefSeq names its product 26S proteasome non-ATPase regulatory subunit 8 homolog A. Gene Ontology annotation, biological process: proteasome-mediated ubiquitin-dependent protein catabolic process. Gene Ontology annotation, cellular component: proteasome regulatory particle; nucleus; proteasome regulatory particle, lid subcomplex. The transcript is spliced from 6 exons. The coding region runs from base 124 to 927 and encodes 267 amino acids. Lineage: Eukaryota; Viridiplantae; Streptophyta; Magnoliopsida; Fagales; Betulaceae. The record is from RefSeq and is a predicted model, not a curated record.
CCUUUUUUCACGAAAAACCCUAAAAAGGAAAUUCUGUCUUCCCCAUCAAGCAAAGCGAAGAGAGAAGAGAAGACAAAGAGCGAAGUUCGAAGAAGGGAGAAGAACCACAAGGAGCCACAGAAAAUGGAUCCGAAGCUAACAGAGGUUUCGCAGCUCUUCGAGCGCUUCAAAGCCGCGUUCGUAAGGCACGACUACGAUACCUGCGACGGACUCCUCUCCCAACUCAAGGUCUUGCUGACACAAUUCAGAAGCCUUCCGCCAUUGUUUGAAGACACGCCUAACGCAAUCCAUGAAUUAACUUUAGCAAGGGAUAUAUAUGAGCAUGCUGUUGUUCUCAGUGUGAAGAUCGAGGAUCAAGAUGCAUUCGAGAGGGAUUUCUUUCAGUUGAAGCCUUAUUACACAGAUGCUGGAAGCCGGCUUCCACCAUCCCCUCAGGAAUAUCCAAUUUUAGGUCUCAACCUGUUGAGACUCCUUGUGCAGAAUAGAAUUGCUGAAUUCCACACUGAACUGGAACUUCUUUCUCCGACUGCUUUGGAGAAUCUUUGCAUUAAGCAUGCGGUGGAGUUGGAGCAAUCCUUCAUGGAAGGGGCUUACAACCGCGUGUUGAGUGCUCGACAAACAGUGCCACAUGAGACUUAUGUCUACUUCAUGGAUCUUCUGGCGAAGACAGUCAGAGAUGAAAUAGCUGGAUGUAGUGAGAAGGCAUAUGAUUAUCUUUCAAUUAAUGAUGCACGACAAAUGUUGCUGUACCCUUCUGACCAACAACUGUUGGAAUACAUCAAGGAGGAGCAUACUGAGUGGGAGAUAAAGAAUGGCUUUGUAUUUUUCCAGAAGGCAAAAGACUCUGCACCUUGCAAGGAAAUACCUUCUCUGCAACUGAUCAACCAGACACUCAGCUACGCAAGAGAGUUGGAGCGGAUUGUGUAAAAGAGAGCCAAACUGGCAACGGUUGUUAGUCUGCUAUCAAUUCCAAUACCGAUGCCGAUUCUGUUAUUUCAAAUUAUUUGCUUCCCAAUUUGUAUCCUAAUCCGACCACUCUGUGGCACAAAUUUUCAACAUGUGCCUUGGCAUUGGCAUUCAUAAUCGCUUAGUGUUCAGUACAUUUUUACGUUUCUUAAAGUGGGUAUUAUUCUCUGAA